CUGUGCCCUGGAAGCGGAACCGCGGCAGCGGUGACUUCCUGCCUCGGGAGGAAGGAGCGGUGGUUGAAGUUGCGCGUCGGGGUCUGCGCUGGCCCGAGGCACCGGCGGCGGCCGCCCGGGAGGAUGCGGCGGGCAGAGAUGAAGCCUGGGAAAUCAUCACACCUAAAGGAUUUACUUGGAGUAAAAGAUCACUGACUUCUACAAUGGAAAAAUCAUGGAUGCUUUGGACCUUUGUUAAAAGAUGGCUACUAGCUUUGGCUUCCUGGUCUUGGAGUCUCUGCCGUAUUUGUCUUUUGCCCUUGAUAGUGACUUUUCACUUGUACGGAGGCAUUAUACUCCUUAUAUUAAUAUUUGUAUCAAUAGCAGGUAUAUUAUAUAAGUUCCAGGAUGUUCUGCUUUACUUUCCUGAGCAGCCCUCUUCAUCACGCCUUUAUGUUCCUAUGCCUACUGGUAUACCACAUGAAAACAUCUUCAUCAAAACCAAAGAUGGAGUUCUUCUCAAUCUUAUUCUGCUGAGAUACACAGGGGACAAUGCAGCAUAUUCUCCAACCAUCAUUUACUUUCACGGGAACGCAGGCAACAUUGGCCACAGGUUGCCAAAUGCUUUGUUAAUGCUGGUAAACCUGAAAGUAAACUUAAUUCUGGUCGAUUAUAGAGGGUAUGGCAAAAGCGAAGGAGAAGCAAGCGAAGAAGGCUUGUACUUAGAUUCUGAGGCUGUCUUAGACUAUGUGAUGACUCGGUCUGAUCUUGAUAAAACAAAAAUUUUUCUUUUUGGCCGUUCCUUGGGGGGAGCAGUAGCUAUUCACUUAGCUUCUGAAAAUUCCCAUAGGAUUUCUGCCAUCGUGGUGGAGAACACCUUUCUUAGCAUCCCAUACAUGGCCAGCACUUUGUUCUCUUUCUUUCCGAUGAGGUAUCUUCCGCUGUGGUGCUACAAAAAUAAAUUUCUAUCCUACAGAAAAAUCUCUCAGUGCAGAAUGCCUUCUCUCUUCAUCUCUGGGUUGUCUGACCAGUUAAUUCCACCAGUUAUGAUGAAGCAACUUUACGAAUUAUCCCCAGCUCGGACUAAGAGAUUGGCGAUAUUUCCUGAUGGAACUCACAAUGACACUUGGCAGUGCCAGGGUUAUUUCACUGCACUUGAACAGUUCAUCAAAGAAGUAAUAAAGAGUCACUCCCCUGAAGAAAUGGCGAAAACAUCAUCUAACGUAACAAUAAUAUAAUUGAUAUUCUUCUUUGGGGUGGAGUGGGGCAAGUACCUGCACUGUACCUUGAUUUGUGAUAAGUGGUAAGAGAAUGUCUGUUUUUAAAUGUAUGUCAUGUCUGUACUUGCCUAAAGAGUGAAAUUAAACUUGGAAAGGUCUGAUAUUUUA
Molecule: messenger RNA, 1367 nt
Organism: Onychostruthus taczanowskii (white-rumped snowfinch)
Lineage: Eukaryota; Metazoa; Chordata; Aves; Passeriformes; Passeridae
Gene: ABHD13
Product: abhydrolase domain containing 13
Exons: 3
Coding region: 204-1217 (337 amino acids)
Cellular component (GO): membrane
Molecular function (GO): palmitoyl-(protein) hydrolase activity
Source: RefSeq, a predicted model, not a curated record